Mercenaria mercenaria is the source of this 3234-nucleotide messenger RNA. Its product is annotated as cysteine and tyrosine-rich protein 1-like. Bases 1667 to 2107 code for a protein of 146 amino acids. The record is from RefSeq and is a predicted model, not a curated record. The transcript is spliced from 3 exons. Lineage: Eukaryota; Metazoa; Mollusca; Bivalvia; Venerida; Veneridae.
UUAACUUCCAGUACAGAACUUCCAGUACAGAUCACGCUACAGUAAUCAAAGUAUGGUAUAAAUUCGUGAACAUUGUCUGAACAGAUCGCGCUACAGUAGUUGGGGCAUUGUAUAAAUUCGUGAACAUUACAUUAAUAGGUCGCGCUACACUAACCAAAGUAUGGUAAAAAUUUGUCCACAUUGCCUGAACAGGUCCCGCUACAUUAUCAAAGUACGGUAUAAAUUUGUGAACAUUUUCUGAACAGAUCGCGCUACAAUAGUUUGAGUAUUGUAUAAAUUCGUGAACAUUACAUUUAUAGGUCCCGCUACACUAAUGAAAGUAUGGACAGAUCGCCGUACGGUAAUCAAAAUACGGUAUAAAUUUGUGAACAUUGCCUGAACAGAUCAAAGUAUGGUAUAAAUUUUCGAACAUUACCAUACUUUAGUGGCUAGUAAUUCUGGACUUCUAGUAAUUUAGUCUUCAAAGCAAUAUCAUCUUACAUUUUGUUUUACAUUAUCAGUCAUAUAGAUCUAUAUUAUUGUCCAUAAAUAUGUCUAUACAUAAGUACCUCUAAUGUAACUAUGUAUAUAAUCGCUUGGACAUUUUUAUUGAGGGAAACUAAAUAUAGCAUGUACGUAAAGGAGAGACACAGGUGAAAUAAAUGACAAAAAAUUAAACGUCAUUAAGAUAAAGAGGGAAACAGUAAAUAUCCUACUGACUUUUUAAAGUAGAUCUACGAUACAUUAUUGCACACUUGAAUGACACGAAGUAUAAUGUUCUUGAUUACGAUUUGGUCCAUAUUUUGAAAAAAUAAAUAAUAGAACCAUUGUUUUACAUAUAGAUUGAACAACAUAUAAAACAUGUAUCAUUCUCUACAAAACGAUUGUCCAUAUAAUGAUAUGUGCAUUUAAUUCCGGAAAAGGAAGUUGCAAAAAAGCGUUACACUUAGUGACAGUUUUACGCCAUUUUCUCAGAACUGUUACAUAUCUUCGUCUUGAUGCAUUUGCAGUUAUUUUCCAGUGCUGAAAUUAUAAAUAGCUUGGUUGAACAUAUUUUACUCCAAGUGUUUGUUUUUUAUUUCUUAAAAAAAAAUGAUAUUCUUUUUUAAAAGGGAGACAACUUUUGUUAAUUUUUUAAGUAUCCAGUAUCGUACGUGUCAAUACGUUAAAAUAUGUAUUGGACAGGUAGAUUGUUUGUUAUUUAAAUAUGUCGUACUUUUACCAAAUAUUUCUGUGGCUGGAUGAUUUACUACUAAACCUUAAGCUUCGUAUGUCAUGUAUUAUCUGAAAAUGGAAAAAAAUUGGAGUCUUCUUUUUCCCUAAAGUUCUGCCAUUAAAGUGCCUUUAAAGAGUCUGUUUCUUUCACUACUGCAGUUUAUGCAGUGUAGGAAAGUACACGACACGGAUACUUUUUACUGUAUUUUAGUGUGUGCAGAUCUUUCUGUAUUUUUAAGUAAACAGAAAAAUUUGGAUUCUUCUUUUUCCUGAAAGUUCUGCCAUAUGCCUUUAGAGAGUCUGUUUCUUUCACUACUGCAGUUUAUGCAGUGUAGGAAAGUACACGACACGGAUACUUUUUACUGUAUUUUAGUGUGUGCAGAUCUUUCUGUAUAUUUUAAGUAAACAGAACAAAACAGAUAUCAAAUUGAUAUAUGUUCUAAAAUUAUACGAUAACAAUUCUACGAUUUUAAUGUUAUAUUUUCUUUGUAGAGAAUACGAGUGUUACUACAGUGAUGGAAGAACCCUUUACUGUGAAAGCUGUUGCGAAUACGAGUGUUGCGAAGGUGGGGACGGACUGUCUGGUGGUGCCAUUGCAGGGAUUGUAGUAGGUACUAUAAUUCUCUUGGCUCUGAAAGUCUGCUGUAUCUGUGCCCGAGUGAGGAGGUAUCAACGAUGUACAAGAACAACUAUUGUCACUGUCCCAAGAUCUGUUGUUCUAACUAAUCCACACCAUGCCGGCUACGACCAAACAAGAAUUCCAUCUAUUCAUCAGCCAAACCCUGAUAAAAUAAGGUUAUCUGAAAAUCAAGUAAGCAACACAAACCAGACUGGAUACGACCAACAGGUGCCCAAUUUCGAGCCAAUCCCUCCACCGCCGUAUGAGAGUGUAACUAAACAAACACAGAAAUGAUCUGGUUGUGCAGAGAGAUAGCAGGGUAAAAUAACUUAUCAUUAUAAAGCAUGUCUAAAAGACCACUUAUAUAUGAAAAAUAAGUGACUUGUAAGGCCAGGUGGUCUCUGUCAACAUGUGACUUUUAACACAGGCUUGACUGUAUAUUUGCUAGUAGUUUAGACAAUUCAUUUACAGAGUCAAACAAGUUUGUGCUAAUAAUGAAAAUGAUGUAGAUAGAAAUGUAAAUGUUUUAUAAGCAAUAUUUAUUUGCACUUGCCUAUAAUAAGUCAUUAAACGCUAUCAACUUCUUAUAAUCGAGAUACUGCUAAAGUGAGCAUAUUUAUUUUGUGUUUUUUUCGGCAAAAUCGUUCAUACAUAGAGGAAAUUUGAAAUGUUUAUACUGCAAGAACAGUACAAGUUUGAUGUUACGAUUCUUACAUCUUUUACUUUAACACUAGACCGUUAGGCAAAUGUAGAAAUUUACAUAGCUGCAAUUAUAUAUUAUCUUUACCGUUCGUUUGCAUUUAGAGAAUAAAAAAGUUAUUUAUUACUUGAAAAGAAACUUGUUUUUAGAUGCUUUCAUAGCUAAAACAACAUCAUAGUAAAAUGUGGUAUUCUGCUUCAACAUUUUUGUGUACACAUUUUACCUAUUCUGUCAGUUCUGCUUUUCGAUGAAAUGUCACUUUUAUUACAACACUCCAACUUUUUGUUUUUGUGUUGUAUGCUUUGUUAUCGAAUGGAAUUUUCAAUGAUUAUCGGCGUUAAAGUAGAAAUGAGUGAAAGGUUUUUAUAUGCGCUAUUUAAAGAAAUAGAACUGUGUCUGGUCAUGCAUAAUAAGUGAAAGUAGUCCGGCAACAUAAAAAAAAUAUACAGUGCGUUUUUUUCCAACCUGUUCAUAUUUACUUGUCAAAUACAUUAUAUAGGUAGAUAUAUGAAAAUUUAUAUUCAGAUUUUACAUUUUUGUGUACUUUAUACUGUAAUACUUUUUGAUCAAAGAAGUGUGUUUAAUCAUAAGGUUAAAACGAACUAAAAAGCAACAUAAUUAUACAUGACGCUUGAACUAAAGGGUUAUUGUUUGAGUUUCAUUGAGAAAUAAAGAGAAUUAAUUGUCGAACAUAUUUUAAUAAAUAUCUGAAUUAUUUUAA